AUGGCGUCGGGGCUUCCGCCACAAAAUUUCAGGUAUGUUCGAAUCGCCGGUAGACGGGUUCUUGUCUUUAUGACAACCAGAGCGGAGGAGGCAGACGAGUGGGUGCGGCGGGUCGAGGAAACAUGGCCGGGGACGAGGAUCGUCGGUCUUUCCUUCUUCUGGGAGCCGUCGCUCCUCCCCGACGGCUCCCUCAGGCGGAGAGUCAGCUCCAUCCACCUCUCUUACCUGACGCAUGUGCUGGUGUACCGACUCUCCUCGGCGGAGAACGAUGCCAUCGCCCCCCGCCUCGUCAACUUCCUCUGCGACCUCCGCAACAUCUUCAUCGGGGACGACCUCCACCGGAGCCUGCAGGCACUCGGGUUUCACGGCAGCUGCUGGCCCAUGUUCAUGGCGGAGAUGCUCGACGUAGCGGAGAUCUGCGGCGUCUCUCCCGUCUUCAUAUUGGCCACCUGGCUUCCGCUACACGUGGCUCUGGCGGCGGUUCUUCUCAGGGACAUGGAUAUAGGCCUUCUUCUUCUGGAGGAUCAUGUGCACCUUACGCCCUCCUCUUGGCCGAUGACCGAAAUUCAGGUCCAGUUUGCGGUGGAGACGUCCUUCGUUGGUCAGAUGCUCGGACAUAGCGCUUACGUAUCAAGCUUUUCGUAG
Molecule: messenger RNA, 645 nt
Organism: Spirodela intermedia
Lineage: Eukaryota; Viridiplantae; Streptophyta; Magnoliopsida; Alismatales; Araceae
Source: the annotation of a GenBank genome assembly